UGACAUAAAGAAAAGAAAUGACAUGUCAAGAUUUUGACAGUGAAUUUUUCAGUUUUAUUUAUCCAGAAUUUUAUUACGGAAAAGUGAACUGUGACCUUAAAUUACGUUCAAUUGUUAUCAAAAUAACAAUUAUAAGAUCGCUGUGAAGUAUCACCGGUAGUUGAUUAUAAAUAUCAUAAAAAAUAUAGUUUACGACAUCCAGCCAACAAUCACAUUACAUAAAAUGUGAAUGGAGUAAAGCGACAGGCAUAGCACGUGAGAUCCAGUCGAGUUUAGUUGUGACCUAGCUUAACCAACUACAAAGAGAUGAGUAAUGCAGCUGGACCGAUUGUGAAUAAUUUGCCACCUGGAGUGAAUCCUGACAAUAACUUGAUACCUGGUGGUCCUAUCAUACCACCAAACAUGAACCGAAAUAGGAAUAAUAACCAGAAUCCAUUAUUUAAUGUACGGGAAAGGUUAUUCCAUGCAUUAUUUUUCAAGUUUGCUGUGGCAUAUGCACGAACUUUCCCAAGGCCAGUGCGAAGGUUCUUUGAAUUCCUUGUACUUUUGAAGGCAUUGAUUGCAUUCUUUGUGCUAGCAUACAUACACAUAGCAUUUUCAAGAACACCAACAACAUGUUUGAAUCAUGUAAAAGAGUCAUGGCCGAGGGAUGGCAUACUGAGGGUGGAAAUAUUAAGGAAUCCAGCUCAUGACUACUCUAUAGAACAAAGUUACGCUAAGGAAAGGAAAUUGAAAAAAGAUAAAGAUGAAUUAAACUCUAUGAUUAGUAUGUUAGCUACUGAAGGAUUUAUAAAUAUAGAAUCGUCUACUAUUAAAGAGGAGGAUGCUGAAGAGGAUGAAUAUAUCCGCGAUGGCACUGACUACGGCAACAUUACAAGGGUCCUUGACGACAUAGAGACUGGCAAGGUUGUAGAGACACCUUACCUGGAGAGUGUAAGCAAGAAAACACAACCAUCUCCUGGAGAAGAAGAGACUGACUUGAAUGCAACAAUAGUUGUAUCUGGAGAUUUGGUAGAGCCAUCAUCUUCCAUAUGGGAAGGCAUCAUGGGACUUGUCGAAGAUAUGGACAGGGAUGCGAAAUUAACUGAUGAAUCUGUGGAUGAAACAGCAGUGACUGAGGGAAAAGAUGAUGAUUACAUCCUUGAGUAUUCAUUGGAGUACGGCUUCCUCCGUUUGUCACCGAACGCGCGGCUCCGUCUCAAGAUCCCCGUGAAGAUAGUCACGUUGGACCCUCAGAAAGACGCCUGCUUCGGAGACCCAUUCUCCAGAUUUGUCCUCGACGAGUUCCUGGGCUAUGACGACUUGCUCAUGGCGUCUAUAAAGAGCUUGGCUGAGCAGGAGGAUAAUAAGGGAUACUUGAGAAAUGUGAUCACGGGAGAACAUUAUCGCUUCGUGUCGAUGCAGACUGCGCGCACUUCCUACUUCGCGGCGUUCUUCAUCAUGCUAGUCUUUACCGUCUCCAUAUCGAUGUUGCUGCGCUACGCACAUCACCAGAUAUUUGUUUUCAUUGUGGACCUCCUGCAAAUGCUAGAAUUCAACGUCACCGUUUCCUUCCCAGCAGCGCCUUUGCUCACAGUUAUUUUGGCACUAGUCGGUAUGGAGGCAAUAAUGUCUGAGUUCUUCAACGAUACGACGACAGCGUUCUACAUCAUCCUGAUCGUGUGGAUCGCAGACCAGUACGACGCUAUCUGUUGUCAUACUUCCAUCGCUAAAAGACAUUGGUUAAGGUUCUUCUACUUGUACCACUUCUCGUUCUACGCGUACCACUACCGCUUCAACGGCCAGUACAGCAGCCUCGCCCUGGUCACCUCAUGGCUGUUCAUUCAGCAUUCCAUGUUAUACUUCUUCCACCACUACGAGCUUCCAGUGAUACUACAGCAGGCGCAGCUGCAACAGCUGCUGCUGCGCACGCACCACGGCAUGGGCGGCAUGGUGGGACUGGCGGGUAUCGCGGCCAUGGCCAGCGGCGCGGCCUACCACGACGCGCCCGGCACAGCCACGCAGGCCACGCCGCCCACUACGCAGUCCACCACGCAGACUGUCCACAACACCGCCCAGUCUACCACGCAAACUUCACCUUCCGUCUCCACAGUACAAACCAACACCACUCACACCGGUGACGUAGCGCCCGUCCGGUCUACGCCUCCCGAAACGAUCGCUACGGGAACCAACACGUCGACCGAGAACGAGGAGCGAGUCGCCGACAACAGUCUAGUUGGUAACGCCGACAAGAACGUCAGCGCUAGCGGCGAUAAUAUUAGAAUAGAGGAGAUAGCCAGGAAGAAUUCCAAUAUGGAGGUGAAGGUCGUGCAUUGCAGUAACUCUGCUAAUGUCGGCGACAAGAAGCGCGCUCCAAGUAGCGGCAGCAGCGUGGUGGUGUCGGCGAGCGAGGCGGCGGCGGCGGAAGGCCUGGACCGGCGACGGCGCGAGCUGGCCGACGAGGACCCGCCGCUGCACGACGCCUCGCCUGAGGCUGAUGACUUAGACUAGUAACGACUAUUAUCCUAUUUUUUGCAUUAAAUUAUUUAGUUCGGAAUCUAUUUCAGCUUUUGUGAAUAAAAUAUCGUAUUUUAACUAAUAUCGUGUAGAUUUAUAAAUCUCGGCGAUUGCUAAUAACAACAGUGUCCUCUCAAUAUUUACCUGUCACAAUUCACAAACAAGAAGUAAAUGUAGGUUCGAUUUGAAGCCGGUCACCCGGGACGGUCUCGUGUUUUUGUAGGUAACGUUCGGAAUGGUGAUUGUAGUGUGUAAGACUAUGUGCUGCCAUUACAGCAAACAUGUAAAUAUUUAGAUAUCGAUAAAUAUUUAUUAGGAUUUAUGUGUUAAUAUCGAAUUUGUAAUUUGUUACUUUAAUAUGCUUAGUGAAUGUCUGGAGGUGGCGUACUCUUUUCAGUGAUUUAGUUUAUUGCAAUAAAAUAUUUUCGUUCC
Molecule: messenger RNA, 2928 nt
Organism: Pectinophora gossypiella (pink bollworm)
Lineage: Eukaryota; Metazoa; Arthropoda; Insecta; Lepidoptera; Gelechiidae
Product: membralin
Exons: 11
Coding region: 307-2490 (727 amino acids)
Biological process (GO): response to endoplasmic reticulum stress; positive regulation of ERAD pathway
Cellular component (GO): endoplasmic reticulum
Source: RefSeq, a predicted model, not a curated record